UGGCGAUUCUGGUCAGAGCAGUAGUGGAUGGUAUGGCAGAUCGCACUGGAGAGGUAGCGAGUGGAUUGAAGGGGAAAUUGCAGGAGCUCUUGGGCAGAGUGACUUCACGAGUGACAAAUGAUGGGGAGAUCUGGAGACUUUAUGCCCAACUUUAUGGAAAUGGACAGAAUGACAGCGGGGAAGAUAUCGAAAAGUCACUGCAGUAUCUCACUAAGGCACAUAAAUGUGAAAUCCAAUCAAGUGAUUGGGAGAAAGAUGUUUCUUCUUUUAAGGAAGUGGUGAAAGGAGCCAUAGAGAUUGCAUAUGUGGCUAUAAAAUGCAGCAAGAACAAAUCUAAUCGUCAGGAAGCUUUGCAGAUACUUUCUUCAGCUCGGCUCAACUUGCGUGGCUUGUCAUCCAAAGCAAAGCAGCUUUUUGUAGACGUAACAAGUAAUGAGGUUCACAGUGAGAUAGCUGAUGAGGUGACAACCAUGGACAACAUGAUUGCUGAACUUCAGGAACUGAGCAACCAGCUGAGAGACCAAUGCUGAUGUACAGACCGGAUUUCGUGACAGGUGGACAAUAAGGACAUGUUUCUUUUGCCACAGAUUUUGCUGAUGAAAUGGUAACAAUUCUAAUGCAACUCCAUUCUCAAUAAACAUUUUUCUGUACA
Messenger RNA from Eurypyga helias (sunbittern), 652 nucleotides. RefSeq names its product tetratricopeptide repeat protein 27-like. NCBI's taxonomy places the organism in Eukaryota, Metazoa, Chordata, Aves, Eurypygiformes, Eurypygidae. Bases 33 to 530 code for a protein of 165 amino acids. The transcript is spliced from 4 exons. The record is from RefSeq and is a predicted model, not a curated record.